UGCUCUCCUUGGAUAAGCACACACGUGGCAUCCCUGUGACAGUGGGAAGCGCCCUUGGAGAGCUGCACAGGCGGUUCUGGAGGCCAAAAGUCGGUAGGAGCAGAGAACAAAGGAACCCCCAGCCCUGCCUGCCCUGCAGUCACCCAGCAGCACUGUGUUUCUUCAGGGCUCGAGGUAUUUGACAAGCCCCCCGUGGCUCCGACGCGUGCUGAUCUGAGAUGUCCCUGAAGCACGAGGGCCAUGCAGCUGCUUCAGCGCUGAAGAGGAUCGCUGCAGACAUGAGCAACAUCAUCGAGAGCCUGGACACCCGUGAGCUGCACGUUGACGGGGAGGAGGUCGACUCAGAGGUGCUGAGUGAUCCCAAAAGUGCUGCGUGCAUCCCCUUCUCUGCCAUCUAUCACACCCGUGGAUUCAAGGAGCCGGGCACACAGACCUACCUGACGGGAUGCCCCGUGCGUGUGCGUGUGCUGGAGGUGGAGCGCUUCACUUCCACCAAGAAGGUCCCAAGCCUCAACGUGUACACCAUCGAGCUGACCCACGGGGAGUUCAUAUGGCACGUGAAAAGGAAGUUCAGGCACUUCCAGGAGUUCCACCGGGAGCUGCUGCGCUACAAAGCCUUCGUUCGCAUCCCCAUCCCCACCAGGAGCCACACGGUGAGAAGACAAUCCAUCAAGAGGGGAGAGCCUCGGCAGAUGCCCAGCCUUCCACACACAGCCGAGAGCACGGUGCGGGAGGAGCAUUUCUCCAGCCGCAGGAAACAGCUGGAAGAUUACCUGACAAAGAUCUUAAAAAUGCCCAUGUACAGGAAUUACCAUGGAACGGUGAGUAGAAAUUAAUGCACUUCAAUGGCA
Centrocercus urophasianus (Greater sage-grouse) is the source of this 851-nucleotide messenger RNA. RefSeq names its product phospholipase D1 (gene PLD1). The record is from RefSeq and is a predicted model, not a curated record. The coding region runs from base 219 to 836 and encodes 205 amino acids. Gene Ontology annotation, molecular function: phosphatidylinositol binding. The transcript has 6 exons. Lineage: Eukaryota; Metazoa; Chordata; Aves; Galliformes; Phasianidae.